AUUGAAAAAAAGUGAACAUUAAGUAUCAUAAAUAAGAAAAGUAUCCUGUAAAAUCAUUUAGAAAGCACUAAGUCUAAUUAUCUAUCAGGCAGAGAGUAAGAAUGUCUAUAAGAUAUCUAUUAGAUUAAUGCAACAGUGAUGCGUUCUUAGUGCUUUUACUCGCGUGUUUCAUCAGUCUUAAUUGGACUGGAGUACCUACUGUAAUAAAUGAUAAGAAAAUGGCAUCUUCUAACGCGGAGUUGCAAGAGAGAUGCAAGCUGUACUACAAGUUUACGAAGGUGCUGACCCUGAAGGUGGCUCAGAUAGUGGUUCAGAGCAGGCAGGGCAAGAAAAUAACCCACGAGUGUAAUGCUAAGCUACCGGACAAUGGAUUGGACUCUUCACCGCAGUGGUUUAAUCUAUCGAUUCCUGAUGAACCAGGAGUCACUGAGGAUACGAAACGCGUUCUGAACGGAGAAGUGGUAGAUGCGCUGGCUAAAGUACUGUGCAUUGAGAUAUCAUUACACACUGUCGAUGGUGAUGACAUGGUGUUAGAGUUAUGGACGGUGAAACUGGUCCCGGGCAGCGAAGUCUGCUCCCCGUCGACGGUUUACUACCGCAUGAGCGUCAUGCUCAAGUCCACACUGACAAUAUCCAGGAUCACCCCCGCUUAUAAGCUGUCUCGCUCGCAGCACAACGAGUCAUACAAAAUCUCACACAAGAUUUAUGGAGGCGAACCUGACUAUGAUGUCUUAGGUGAAAAGCGCAAGACCGUGAAAGUGAGCGAGCUGCACACACCGAUCGGGACUUUGAUGAUAGAAGUCGUGUACAGAACGAAGAUGACUAUAAUGCCGGUCGCCCGGCAGAAGAUUGAGUACGAGACAGCAUCAGCUACUACUGGGAUUAUGGUCAAGAGUGACCACUUCUACACGGAGAGCCCCAAGAAGCAUCGUAAUGAGAAGAAGGAGUUGGACCUGUCCAAGCCAUUGACGGCGGGGGCGUUCGUGGACACGCAGAAGAUCCAGGAGCUACACGACACGCUGAGCCAGCAGCUGCCGCCGGAGCCGCCGAUGGCCUGGCUCCUCGCCGAGAAGGAGAAGAUGGAAAACAAAAUGAAAACGCUGACGACGUCUGACUACGAGAACGCGAACAAGCCGAGCUGCAGCACGAGCGCGCCCAGCUCGUCCGCGCACGCCGUCAGCAAGGCUAUCGAAGUGCCAAAACCGAAGAACGGAGACAAAUACUCGGGACUCAUGGAGUUUCCCUUCGCCGACGGUAGUCCGAUAGCAGAACUAGCGAACUUCUACCAGGAGUGUUUGCAGGCGAGGUCGAUCAGCGGCGAGUGGACGGACCUGGUGAUCGAGGCCUCCGCAUCAACGGACUCGGAGUCCCUCUCCCGCCAGCUCAAGAUGUUCGAGGACGCAGUACCGGAGUUCGACAACAUGGUGGCCUCCAUGUUCAGCAACUCCGAGGGCUCUGACCGCUCCUAGACUGCACGUAAGACUGUAUAAACUGGUUAUUAUCACUAAUAUUAAACAUUAAAUCUUAGCGAUUUUAUAGGGAAUGCCUAACUUGUUUCCGAUUCAGAGGGUGUAAGCAUAAAUAUAUAGGUUUUCGGUCCCGAAGUUUCAGUAGAACAGGUCGGUACAGAUAAGUACGGGUCGAGAUACGUUAUAAAUACAAAUAAACGUGUUCUUAGUCACCAUCCUGCCUUUAAAUUAAAUGUACAGAUCCCUGCAGAUAAUAGGUUUUGACCAGUUUUAGUAUAAUUCUUUACAAUCAGGAAAACUUGUUCCAAUCGGAAAAAAUCAGUACCGACCUGUCUUUACUAGCCGCCUGCUUCUUUAUGUUUAUCGCCUAACUUGCGCAAGCGAAGCGUCGGCUCGAUGCCCGAUCAAUUCCAAAUUCCGUAGCAGCAUCACUUAACUUGCAAAAGCGAUGUAACAACAAAAGUUUUACGUCCCGACAUAAUACGAUUUCUAAUUCAUGCCUACGUCAAUUUGGCAGCGAUACGGUAAAAUUGUCGCUAUUGCGUUUUUAUGUUAGUAAAUACCGCUACGGUUUAACUAACGCUGUAUUGUCGGCUAUGCCUGCGCCCCACUUGUUCAAGUUCUUUAAGAACCUUUUUAGACCAUAUUUUAAUGUUUAAUAUUAGCUUGAAAGACUGUAUGAAUGUUCUAGACUAAGAUUCCUAACGCAGUGCGAAUACAAUUAUGUUACAUUGA
This is a messenger RNA of Trichoplusia ni (cabbage looper), 2204 nucleotides long. RefSeq names its product autophagy-related protein 13 homolog. The record is from RefSeq and is a predicted model, not a curated record. Bases 219 to 1469 code for a protein of 416 amino acids. Lineage: Eukaryota; Metazoa; Arthropoda; Insecta; Lepidoptera; Noctuidae. The transcript is spliced from 7 exons. Gene Ontology annotation, cellular component: Atg1/ULK1 kinase complex; extrinsic component of membrane; phagophore assembly site. Gene Ontology annotation, biological process: autophagosome assembly; mitophagy; piecemeal microautophagy of the nucleus.